This is a messenger RNA of Papilio polytes (common Mormon), 1823 nucleotides long. It is a transcript of the gene Rph, whose product is annotated as rabphilin-3A. The transcript is spliced from 9 exons. Lineage: Eukaryota; Metazoa; Arthropoda; Insecta; Lepidoptera; Papilionidae. The record is from RefSeq and is a predicted model, not a curated record. The coding region runs from base 84 to 1775 and encodes 563 amino acids. Gene Ontology annotation, biological process: intracellular protein transport. Gene Ontology annotation, molecular function: small GTPase binding. Gene Ontology annotation, cellular component: membrane.
GCAACAGUUGGACGGAAUCAACAGGCGGGAACGCGCGGUAUUUUGAUUCCUGUCCCGUAUGAAGUAAAAAUAAAUCAAAUUUAAUGUGUGCAAUGAACUAUCAAAGUAAAGUGAAUAAAUAUGUGUGCCCAAACGAUAGACAGCUUUCCUUGCGAGCAAAGUUGCGUACGGGAUGGUGCACAACGCGAGGAGAGCCGCUGUCGGCGGCGGAGCGUGAAGCGGUGGCCGCUGUUGUCCGCCGGGCAGAACAGCUAGACGAGCUAGAGGCCCGUCGCGUCGGACGCCUGGUGGCCAGGCUUGAAGGAAUGCGUCGAUCAGCCCAAGGACCCGCGCCAAGGGCGUGUCUCCUCUGCGGUGAGACGUCACGGCUGCUAGCACCGCUCAGGACCUGUUCCAUCUGCCGUAACUCCGCCUGUCCUAAAUGUGUGAUUGACACGCCCCCACACAGAUCACCAAUAUACUCCAGGGAGCAGUACAUGUGCAACCUGUGCGCGGAGACCAGGGAAAUGUGGAAGAAGUCCGGCGCCUGGUUCUACAAGGCCUUGCCCAAGUAUAUACUACCAGAACGGAAAGUCACCGGCAGGUACCACGACACCGAACUGGCGAGAUCUUUGCAAGUUAGACAGGAGGCAGGUAACAGCAGUAAUGAAUGCAAAACGGAUUCAGAGCCUGGCUCGCCUCUUAGUGUACACGCUCCAUCAUUUUCAAGACAACCGAGUAAUACAGACAGUCGAAAAUCUAUUUCUUCCACUCAAGACGCACACCACGAAUGGAGUGAAACGGACAUCCUAACUCAUGGAGUCAGUGGUCUCAGUCUACAUAGAACUGAAAGCAUAAGCCAACGGUCCAUAGCCGGUCUCAAACGUACCGGCAGUAAGGGAAGUGCCUACAGCCUUCGCAGUAUAAGGAAAGAGGUCCCCAAACCAGCAGAGAAACCUACAAUACCCGACUCUGGUUUCGGAACGCUGGAGAUUAAAUUAUCUUAUGAUAAUGCUACGUCAUCACUUGCUGUAACAGUUUUAAGAGCUAGAGGUCUAAUCGGAAUGGAUAUGACUGGAUUAUCAGACCCAUUCUGUAGAUUGGAAAUUUUACCGAGAGAAGGAACUUAUUCGAACAGACUCCGGACAAAGACCGUACACAAGACGAAAAAUCCAGAAUUCAAUGAAACUGUACACUUUUUCGGUAUCACAGAAUCUGAUCUGGCUGCGAAGUCACUGGAAAUAUAUAUAUUUGAUGAUGACAGAUAUGGUUGCGACGAAAUGGGUUCCGCUACAGUUUCCCUCAGAGAUUGUGUGAAGGCUCCUGUCCAGCUGCGGUUGGCUUUGUCCGGAGCCAGUGGCAGUGAGCCAGCUGGACCCAGGGUGCUGUUAGCGCUUUGUUACAACACCAAGAAACGUGCCCUCGUCGUCACUAUUUGUAGAGCUGCUGAACUGCCGCCUCAAGACAGCAAUGGAUAUUCAGAUCCUUUCGUCAAAUUACAUCUUGAUCCUGAUCCAUACCACAAAAAGCAUAAAACAUCGAUAAAAUGGCGUAACCUAAAUCCCGUUUGGAACGAGGAGUUUCCAUUCGAGACGCGUCCGACGGAAUUGUCGCGGCAAAAUUUGACAUUGACGUUUUGGGACAAAGAUUAUGGAAAACCGAAUGACUUUUUAGGCAGUUUAGUGUUAGGCGCUAGUAGUAAAGGGCGAAGGUUGAAGCAUUGGAUGGAUUGUAUCAAAUUCCCGGACCAUAGACACGAGCAGUGGCACGCUUUGACUGAUACACACCAUUUAUAAAUUAUACCAUAGACAAUAUGCUUUUUUAAAUCGAAUAUUAUACAAAAG